Molecule: messenger RNA, 1184 nt
Organism: Cannabis sativa
Lineage: Eukaryota; Viridiplantae; Streptophyta; Magnoliopsida; Rosales; Cannabaceae
Exons: 3
Coding region: 352-690 (112 amino acids)
Source: RefSeq, a predicted model, not a curated record
AGUUGUGGCUGAGGUUGAUCAGCCCAGAAAAUGCUUGGUUUGUUUUAGUGUAUGGUGGUUCUGUGUAACUAAAUUUGAUUUUAAAUUUUUUUCAUCCCCAAUUUUCUAGCAAAGCAAAUUAUUGAAUAUUGAUGCAUUGUUGAGAGGUAAAUGUAGAAAAUGGUUGGUGUUGUUGUUGAGUACUGAUUCAUUAAGUCUUCUCUAUCUUGUUUCUCGCUCUAAAAGGUUUUGGUGAGUAUCCUGAAUUAGGAAUUUACUCUUACUUUCUUGGGAGAAGUAAUCUCUCUCACCGUCUAAUUCUAUUUUGUACUAAUAUCAUUAUUAGUAACUUCACUGCUGCCCAAAAUCAAAAUGCUUAAUCAAAAUGCUCAACUCACUCCAAUGACAAAUUCUUACCUGACAAUAUCUAUGGCACCGUCGCCUGUACUCCCAAGGUCGCCACUUUUCUCCUUGUCUCCCUUAACGACAUGUCGUUUCGUAAAACCUCUGCGUUGUGCGUCGGUCCAACAACAACAGGUUGAAGGUGGGAUUUUGUGUGAGCCUUGCAAUGGUAGAGGAUGGUUAGUUUGUGAGUUUUGUAAAGGGCAAAAAACCAAUGUGAAGGCUGAAAACAAUCGAAUCUACCGUCGAUGCCCAACUUGUAGAGCUCUUGCAGUAGGUGCAAAAUUGAUCUGUAAGAGCUACUCUUAAAACACACACAUUAUGCUAGAUAGUGUAGCUUUGAGUGUCCAUGCUACUCCAAAUUGAAAGGAGAAGAACUGGUUAGAAUUUUUUUUAGCAUUUUUCAUUACAUUAUAGUCUUGAGUAAAACUAGAACAAUAAUAUUCAAAUCUGCUUAGUAGGAUUUUGAAAACUAGUUAAAUGAAGGUUGUUUAAUAAUUGACCGAAAACUCUUGAUUUUGAUCUACAGUUGGUUUAGGGUAAACCUUUGCAAUGUUUUCAUUAGUGCAGGUUGGAUAUGUCCUGUGUACAAGUUGCAAAGUUUACAAAUGUGUAACAUUCCCAAAUUACACCGAUGGUGAUGAAUUAUCCUUUUGAGUGAGCCUCUCACUGAUACAAGGGUUAAGGCUUAUUAUAAGCUUUAUCCCAUUUGUAUUACUUUCCAUAUCUGAUUUAUGUGAUUCUUUGUUUCAGCCAACAUCUUGCAAAUUGCAUUUAAAGUAAUAUAUUAAUUUGUUCUCAUA